Molecule: messenger RNA, 1047 nt
Organism: Podarcis raffonei (Aeolian wall lizard)
Lineage: Eukaryota; Metazoa; Chordata; Lepidosauria; Squamata; Lacertidae
Exons: 5
Coding region: 1-735 (244 amino acids)
Source: RefSeq, a predicted model, not a curated record
AUGCCAGCAUUUGAGGAAGAUAAAAACCACAAGCAAAAUGAAGGUGACUUUGCCAAUUCCAUUGUGGAAAAGCAAAGAAGGCAUUUUGAGGAUGAAGCUGCAGAUGGCAAUGAUAAGAAAGAGAUCAAUGGAUCAUCCAGCUUCAAACAAAAAUGGCAGUCAAAAUGGUCUCUCCAAAGAUCCUACAACACUGAGAUGAAGCCAGCUCUUUCACAAGAGUCACAGAAAGCUGUGGUCUCUCCAAAGAUCCUGCAACACUCAAAUGAAGCCAGCUCUUCCAUCAGAGUCACAGAAGUCAUGGUGCUUCCCCUCUCUUUUACCAGCAUAGACAAUGAGGCCUAUGAGGCACCGGCAUAUGAGGAGGUGGUGACUACUGGCUACUUAUCGGGACCAACCAUCUGGACCAUCACCUCCAGCCCAGGGACAACCCCAGUGGAGCCCCCUCCGUACAGCGUGGUCAUUGAGCCUUCUGCCCACGGAGAAACUGUGGUCGAAGCGUUCAGUGUUUCGGUGGCACCAGGCACACGGCGUGCCUCGGAGGCAGAUCUACAGUCCCGGUUCCGCCUCAGGUUGCUCAUGCCGCCAAAACUGCAGCGAUUUGUCUCGGAUACCCACGAACUCAAAGGUGUUGAAGAGCCGGCAGAACGUCCGGAGCCCCUCACACCCCCUCCUGCUUAUGAGAACGCGACUGUGGAGGAGGUCCUUGAAGAAGAAUUUCAGCCCUCCAGGCUAUGAGAACGGUGCACUGUGGACAAUUUUUCAUCAGACUUUCUUCAGUGGUCGUCCUGUUGCAAUCCAUGCGAUAUGAGAAACAUGGCCUGUGUGCAAGAUGUUAGCUGCUGUACCCGCUUUUUAAGAACUCUCCUGAGAAAUGUGCAUAUACAGGUCUGAAUUUCUCAUGGGAAAUACAAAUAUACAGUAUAUAAAAAAACCAACUUGUGUUUUCUGACAUUUCCAGAAUGUUCUUGGACUUAUAGUGUAGACUGCUUGAAAGCUGGCUUUAAAGAAGGCUACACUGAUUGGUGUAAUGAUUGCUGCUUCUUUUUU